Acaromyces ingoldii is the source of this 1048-nucleotide messenger RNA. RefSeq lists its product as hypothetical. NCBI's taxonomy places the organism in Eukaryota, Fungi, Basidiomycota, Exobasidiomycetes, Exobasidiales, Cryptobasidiaceae. The coding region runs from base 347 to 775 and encodes 142 amino acids. The record is from RefSeq and is a predicted model, not a curated record. The transcript has a single exon.
CGCAAUUUGCAUUCCACAUUGACCUGUGUUUAGUCCUGCUUGUCUGAUGGAGAGAAUAGGGGUAAGCAUUACCAUUGGAAGCUCCUUUUAGCGGAGACUUGGCGCUCAGAGUAGCGGUCCAAGCAGUGCCUUCCACCUCUUACUCGUGAGCCUUAGCGUGUCACUCUGCUCCCAGCGGGCACACGGCCGUUGAUCUGCAGAGCGUCGCCUGGCCAAGUGCCAGCUCGAGCAGCAGAGGUCCGGGCGAUGAUUGGAGAAGGAAGCGCAUCGGCCAAGGCUCCCUUUGUGAGGCGACGCGCGGGCGCUCCCUUUGUCACGGUGACACGCGCCUGCUCCCUUUGUCGCCAUGUCACACCCUCUUCACGCUAGGCUCUCCGUGUCGAGCCCUGAUCACACUGGCGUGCACAGACAGAUGAUGAGACCACUGAUGGCAGUUUGCAAGGGUAUAAGAGAGGCCCCGCCCACUGUGCCCUUGCUCUGCAACCACCCACGAUGCAGGACCUCAUCAGUGCGCCGUUUCCCCUCCUCUUCAAGGGCGAGCUCUACGUCGACCGGGAGCGCUUCAUCAGGGCCCUUGUCGAGCGCAGAAGUCAGCAGCAGCAGCAGCAGCAGCAGCAGCAGAACCAGCAGAACCAGCAGCGACAGGCCGCCGAGGCCAGGCAGGAGCACGCCGACUGGGCCAAGUGGAGCGUCGACGUCGGCCGCAAAUUUCUCAACGGCGAGCUGGUCUUGGCGCGAGGACCACCACAGCCCAAGAGCGUCGACGAGGAGCUGAGGGACAUGCUCCUGGACAGCCAUGCGCUCGCUGAGUUCCGCCAGUGGGUGCUCAAGCGCAGGAGGGCUGAGCGUCAGGAGCAGCGCGAGAGGGACCGGGGCGUCGUCCUGCGCGUCGAUUCAGGCAGCCACAAUUGAUUAGCUACUCCUAGGCACGUCACACGGAUCCUCCUCGGUGAUUUGGGAAGCCCACUUCCGAACAGCUGUCUGUUAGUCUAUCUUGAAAACCAAAUCGGAAGUCGAAAAAAAAAAAUUUAGACUAGGCACGCCAUGG